Messenger RNA from Cornus florida, 633 nucleotides. Its product is annotated as nonsense-mediated mRNA decay protein 2-like. The transcript has a single exon. Bases 1 to 633 code for a protein of 210 amino acids. NCBI's taxonomy places the organism in Eukaryota, Viridiplantae, Streptophyta, Magnoliopsida, Cornales, Cornaceae. The record is from RefSeq and is a predicted model, not a curated record.
AUGGGUUGGGUGGGCAACCAAGUGAUCCAGAUGGUAAUGAUGAUGAUGGUGACCGUGUUGAGGAAUCAGGUGAGGAUGAAGAAGUUGAAUGACGAAGUUGAGGAUGAAAAAAGUGAGGAUGAAGAAGUUGAGGAUGAAGAAAAUGAUGGUGACAAUGAGGAAGCUGAUGAUGAAGAAAGUGAUAGAGACUCUGUUGAUGGCAAUAAGGCUAAUGAAGAAGGUAAGGACGAAGAAAAUGAUAGAGAAUCUAGCAAUGGCAAUGAAAGAAGUGAAGAUAAAGAAAGCGAUCGAAGAAGUGAGAAAGAGUGUAAUGAUGAUGAUGAGCAGGAGCAGGGUGAAAAGAAUGAGAGCUGUUCUAGUCCAACUCACAGUCUUUUGCUGAGUGCCGAGGAAAAUAAUAAGUUAAAUGCUGCUGUUGCAGCCACUUGUCGAGAUAGUGAGUUAAGUUCAGACCACAUUGAGUUAACAAAGAAUGAAGGACUUAUAAAGGUUGCAAGGGGGAAGAGGAAAUUAAAGCGCUACGGAUAUGUUUACGCUCCCUAUGUAAAGAAAAACAAUGAAAUGGUUUGUCUCACCAAGGAGCAGAAAAUGCUGUUGACAUAUGUGAGAAAGUUUGAUGGAGAUAGUUCGUAA